Mugil cephalus (flathead mullet) is the source of this 8807-nucleotide messenger RNA. RefSeq names its product spermatogenesis-associated protein 13-like. Gene Ontology annotation, molecular function: protein binding; guanyl-nucleotide exchange factor activity. The transcript is spliced from 15 exons. The record is from RefSeq and is a predicted model, not a curated record. Lineage: Eukaryota; Metazoa; Chordata; Actinopteri; Mugiliformes; Mugilidae. The coding region runs from base 471 to 4283 and encodes 1270 amino acids.
GGUGUGUUGUUUGCGUGUGUUUCUCUGUCUGCGUGAGAGCUUUAUCACAAAUCAGUGUCGGCGUCUGCAGAAGCGUACAGGGCAAGAGUUCACCGGUCUGGGAGUUUCUCAAAGUCUGGUGAUAGCUGGCGAAGUUUGGAGGCGCGCACACACACGAAAAGAAAAAAAGAAGAAGAAGAAGAAGAGGAAGACAGGGAAAGACCAGGCGCGAGGAGUCCGCAACGCAGCGUCCGCCUCACCCACGGACAGAAGUUAAGCCCCGCAAAGUUGGAGUGGAUAAGUUUAGCCGGCGUUAGAGGCGGCGUUUGACUCCGAGGACGGCGACGAUGCUCUUUUAAACGGGACGAGCUUUCUGCGGGUGAGGUCGGCGGCUUUAACGUCAGGAACUUCAGGUGGUGUCUGAGAAAGGGAGAGGGCCUGAAACAUGAUGUCCAUCGGAAGUGAUAGCUGACACCGUAGAAUGAGAGAGGAUGGAACAGACAGACAGCCCUGCCCCUGAAAGCAACAACCCUAAUGGGUUUGUCAACCGAGUGUUUAACGUUUCUCUGGAUGUGGAGAAGGAGACCAGCAGCCUUUGUAUUCAGGAGACCGAGCCAGCGCCUACAGAGGGGCAGGGAGAAACCCAGGCUGCCUCCUCUCAGGCCCCUCCUAAGGACAAACAGGAGGUCAACCGGAGACCCCGUGCCACAGGGGGUAUCUGGAAGAUCUUGAACCGAAAGAGAGCCGUGUCAGAGCUGGAGAGAAGGCCCCACUCCAUGAUUUUGCCUGGGGAGGCUUCCAUCCCUAAGCUCUCGUUCGCUGACAAGGUUCGCUCCUUCAAAAAGCUUAAAUCCCCCGCAGUGUUUAGAGGAAAAACAGGGAAAUUGUCCACCUCCAAGCUAUCUAGCUCCUUUGUGGACGAGGACUCUUUCUGCCACGAUAUUGGGACUCCCCAGCAGUCCACCAGGGGCACACUUAGAAACCGGGGCAAGAGGCAUUCGUAUGCUGGCUACACAGGAGAAUUCGAUUGCUCGUUCGAAGACAUCGACCCGCCGGCUCCCGUGGACGGCCAUCAGCCCAGUGCGCCGGGAGAGGCUGCCGUGACUCAGAAUGGUUGUAAACCAUCUGAAAGAGUUUCCUACACUAAAAGAAACCACAACAAUUCAACCAACUGCAACAAAACCGCUGCGAGUUGCGAAGAGCCCAGCAUCAAGGGGAGCCCGAAGGCCCAACACAGGGGAGGAAGGAGACACAAAGAUGUGUGGAGUUACCUGAGGAGGAUUUCCAUCUUGGGGAAGCCCAAUCCCGUCUACUCCGAGAGGAGCUUUGACUCCGAGCUUCACUCCCUGGACAAGACCAUGGACUCCGACUACGGCUCCGUAGAUUUCGGGAGCGUCCGAGAUUUUCAGCCGCCUCCCCCGAAACACUCGGACACCAAGGGACACUUCGGCGGCCUGUUCAAGUUUUUCAACAGCGUGGCAGAGACCGCCAGAAAAUGGAGGACAACAUCACGCUCCUUCUCUCCCCCAGAAGGAGAGAGGAGUCCGACGAGCUCCCCGCGGGUCCUGCAGCGCACGGUGGACAACAUUCACAGCGUGUCCCUGACGCUUCACAAUGAAGGAUUUCCAAAAUCCCAGCCUUCCCCAUCGUCGCCGCUAACCGCCAAACCCUCACACUCUGGUAGCUUUGACGGCAAGACUCAAGCGCCUGUGGCAGAUGGACGGUCCCCCCAGGUGGUGCUGAGAGCCUUCAGAUCGUCCUCGGGAUCUCGGGCUGUCAACGGCCUCCAGAGAUUUGAGAUUACAGACAAACACGUAGAUAAAGAGGCCAACCACACAGCCAUAGUGCAAAAUCAUAUCCCUCGUUCAGAUCAAAACACAGAGUCUAAAAACAAAUCAGAGGUUGAAGGGGAUACAUUGAACUCUGUCUGUCAGGAGGAAAAGGUAGAGCGACGGACGGGAAAUGAGCAGAAUUCCAGGGAUGUUCCACUCGACUCCCACCAGAUACAGGAAGUGAAUGUCCAAUCGCAACAAGGUGACAAAGACAGCACCACCAAUAGCGUCCCAGCGUCUGAUUCAACAGAGGAAAUAUUUAAGCUGUGCGAGCAGAUUGCCAGCCAGACAGGCUGCGGUGGUAGACAGCCGGGCCCCGCCGCGGCCCACUCUAGCACAGAGAAGACCGCUGUACCUCACAGGCGCUUGCGCCCUCGCCCUCGACCGGCCUCGGCCGUGCUGGACCUGCCGAGACCCCACCCGGACCGAGAGCUCUACAGCCACUACAGCGAGGUCGGCUCCCUGUGCCGGCGGAGACGCAGGCCCGCCGCCACCAUGACACACUCGCUGGCGGUGAGAGGGACGGCUGCUCGCUCCAGGCCUUGCUCUGUCAUAGAGACCAGUUUUACUAGGGAGCCACAGUCCAUGGAGCUGAACCACAGAGCCUUGUCUCGCCCCCCGGGUGUGUCACCGUUAGAGCCCCCGCACAGGGCGUCUCUGCAGCGGUGCCGAUCCCUGCCCCUGGCCCCCAGCACCCUCACUGCCUUGGCACUGCUCCUGCCUCAGUCAGUAGACAUGGCUCAGUCUUCGUCAGUGCGCCUGCGGCCUGGAGGCUCCGGGAGCUGUAGGAGGAGGAGGCUGUUAAGACCCGGGUCAGAACCGCUACAGGUCAACAUAUUGAUAAGUGGAGGUUCAAUCGUCAACGCUGAGGCGGUAUGGGACCAUGUGACGAUGGCGGACCGGGAGUUGGCGUUUAAGGCCGGGGACGUCAUCAAGGUGCUGGACGCCUCCAACAAGGACUGGUGGUGGGGCCAGAUUGACGAGGAGGAAGGAUGGUUCCCUGCCAGCUUUGUACGGGUGGAACCCCACCCUCCUCAGCCCCAAACAAAACAGGUUUUCUAUAUCAACCCCAUAGCAACUCCACGGUUCCAAAACACCACGUCAAAGCUGUGGGUGAACCAGGAGGACGGUGGAGCCGAGCCGGCCGAGGGGACCAGCGAGGUGCAGAACGGGCACCUGGAUCCGACCAAUGACUGCCUGUGCCUGGGCUCACCUCUCCAAAACCGAGACCAGAUGAGGGCCAACGUCAUCAAUGAGAUCAUGAGCACGGAGAGGCACUACAUCAAACACCUCAAGGACAUCUGCGAGGGCUACUUGCGUCAGUGCAGGAAGCGCGUGGACAUGUUUAAUGACGACCAGCUGAAGGUCAUUUUUGGGAACAUCGAGGACAUCUACCGCUUCCAGAUGGGUUUUGUCAGGGAUCUGGAGAAACAGUACAACACAGAGGAGCCGCACCUCUCUGAAAUUGGGCCGUGCUUUUUAGAACAUCAAGAUGGUUUCUGGAUCUAUUCAGAAUACUGUAACAACCAUUUGGAUGCCUGCAUGGAACUGAGCAAACUGAUGAGGGACGGCAGAUACCAGCACUUCUUCGAGGCCUGCCGCCUCCUCCAGCAAAUGAUCGACAUCGCCAUAGACGGCUUCUUGCUCACCCCCGUUCAGAAAAUCUGCAAAUAUCCGCUCCAGUUGGCCGAACUCCUCAAAUACACUGCACAGGAGCACAGCGACUAUCGAUACGUGGCGGCGGCCCUGGCAGUAAUGCGGAACGUCACUCAGCAGAUCAACGAGAGGAAGAGGAGGCUGGAGAACAUUGACAAAAUCGCCCAGUGGCAAGCGUCGGUUCUGGACUGGGAGGGGGACGAUAUCUUGGACAGGAGCUCGGAGCUCAUCUACACUGGGGAGUUGUCAUGGAUCUAUCAGCCGUAUGGACGCAGCCAGCAGCGAGUCUUCUUCCUCUUUGAUCACCAGCUGGUCCUCUGUAAGAAGGAUUUGAUACGUCGGGACAUCCUGUACUAUAAGGGCCGCAUCGACAUGGAUCGCUACGAGGUGCGGGACGCCAUUGACGGGCGCGACGAUGAUUUCAACGUCAGCGUGAAGAAUGCAUUUAAACUGUGCAACAAAGACAGUGAGGAGAUCCACAUCUUCCUGGCCAAGAAGCCGGAGGAGAAGAUCCGCUGGCUCAGGGCCUUCCAUGAGGAGAGGAAGAUGGUGCAGGAGGAUGAGAAAAUCGGUUUUGAGAUCUCUGAGUACCAGAAGCGACAGGCAGCCAUGACAGUGAGAAAGGUGACCAAACAGAAAGGUGUAAACAGGUGCACACCCCCUUCAUACCCGCCCCCCCAGGACCCACUCAGUGCGGGGCAGUAUGAGGUUACGGAGGACAUGGCACAAGGGGAGGUUUUUGAAUUCAGUCAAUCCAAAAGAGGCCAGGCUCCUUUCUGGCAGAAUUUUAGUAGAUUAGCUCCAUUUAAGAAAUAGAGAUACACAGACUCUUCCGAAGGACCAGCUAUUUUUCUUAGAAGCACUAAACACUGGAUUAUCAUGAUGAAGAAAAACACACAUACACAAGAGACAUUGAAGUUAAGGACCAAUGUUAAUAUAGAGCGCCGUUGGAAGCAGCAAGAGGACUGAAGACUUGGAUUUAAGAAAAAAAAAAAAAAAAAAAUAUUGAGAAAAAUACAACUUUACAAUUCAUAUAUGUUAGUAACGUUCUUAGUUAUCAUGCUUCUCCUGCUGAGUCAACUGUCACGAACUUUUUCCCCUCGGAUUCCGCACAUCCAUGCCAUCUGAAUGUCCUGGAGUUGCCGAGAUUGUUCAAUGAUUUCGUUUUUAAAUCCAUCAUCUGGAAGAAAGAAAACAAGACAGGUCAUUCCUAAGGUGGUGGUGUGAUUGUGUCCUAAAGCUGAGAUCUUGCUUUGCUGCUAUGUGAGAUUGUCUGUUGCAUUCUUCCGAAUGUGCGAUUGAUCACCGACGACCUCGGCCGCUUGCCCGGGGUGCGCGAAAGACCUGCCGAGCUUCGUCACGUCUGAGUUCAUCCAACCAUUGAUCACAGACCGAUCAGGCCAUCUCUGCUCCACUGACGUCUGCGUCCGGAUCUCCUCCUCUCUCUCUCUCUCUCUCUCUCUCUCUCUCUCUCUCUCUCUCUCUCUCUCUAGCUGUGUGCAUAUAAUACCCCCCCCCUCUCCUCGCUGAAUUUCCUCCUCCUUCUCUGCAUCCCUCUUGUCCUCUCUAUCUCCCUCCAUCCACCUGCCUCUGUGAGUCAGUGGCUCUCACAGGAAGCGUUUCAUUCUUUUUGGAAACUCGCCAUUGGCCAUGAUGCGACGGGUCAGGGAACAAAUCAAUAGUCGGAACAUCAAUAGAAUAUUUACAUCCUCCCACCGACCACUUCUGACAGGGUAUUCAUAUCCGAUCACGCCGCGUGUCUGUGCGCCGCACUCGACGGAGAGCUCGCCGCUCAGAUGAAACAGCUGGGAGCGGGAGAUAGGCAGGCCACGGUGCGCCUGCCUCGUUUCUCACAGCCCCCUACCCCACUCUCCCCAGAGACCACCCCUGUAGCACUGUGCUGGCAGCUCGCUGGGUGCGUUUGGAAAAGAGCACAGCCUACCUCCAGAAACGAGAGGCAAAAGUGAUGCGUAGGCCAAGGUAUAAAAACAUCUCUUUUUUUCGCGUCAGCUGUCAAAGACUUCUCCGGUGAAUUAUUUCGGUUUGCUCUCACUGUAAAAGAAAAAAAGAAAAAGAAAAAAAAAAAAGCACAGCGCACAUUCUGAAUUCUUGUUUUCUCUCUCAUUUGAAUACGAGCGAUACAAGCGUGUGAUGCUGCAGUGUGAGUGAGAACCCCAUCCAGCACGGGAGGGUGGCUCAAAAAGCGGUUAACGGCGGGUGCAGUGGACGGAAAAUCGGGAGUUCUGAGUCAGGGCUGCAAACACUGCAGCAGUGCUAGCCAGUACCGUAGGGAGGCGGAAAGGUGAAUUUAAUCCGUAGCAUGCAGGUGUCCUCUGACAGAUUCAUGCAUCUCCACAGACUGCAGCUUCAAAUCUUGGCUCUCUGCCCCCCCCGUCACGUUGUUUUUUCCAGAUCUGAUCCAUGUUCUGGCACUUAGCUCUGGCACCGUUAAGUGAUUUACAAAGGACUGUGGCCUGAUCAGAUUGAUUUGUUUAAUCAACAAAAGUCCCCUGAAGCUGCUGUGUGCGAGAGCCUGCUGUAGAGGCGUUAGGAACAGAGAAGAUCUGAGGAACGGAGGAGAAAUCCCCGCGCGUCAUGAAGGUGUAUUCUUUUUUCUACACUCGGAAUGUAAGUGAAACAUCUGUCCACGGUUCGUGCUCAUAUUUCGACCUCAGAUGCAGAAUUUGUGUUGAAUUAUAUCACCUGAUGGACAGUACAUAUACAGUAUGACAACUUGUGCAAUGUGAUAUAUCAUUAUAUAUCUUCACUAUUCACUACAACGUGAUCUGAAAGAGUUAUAUAUUGUUCUAUGUCAUUUGUUUGCCUUCUUAUAGGCCUUAUAACCUAUUGGAAAAAAAAAAAGACCUUAGAAUUGCUUUGUAUGUUGUGUAAUUUAUGUUUUGUUUCAGUAAAGAAAGUUGAGAAAUGGGUGAGUCGGCUGCUGGUGUCUGUAGAGAUGGCUCCCAGUGAGAUUGUUUUGGAAGAUAAUUCCCUCGUCUGGCACAGCAAAAAGAUAUGGUUCCCAGGCCAUGAUAACCUCAGGUCCCGUGCUACGCCCAGCCCCCUCCCCCCUCUCCCCUCCCCUCCCCCUUCCACUCCCUCCCGCCUCCCUCCUCGACACGACCACCAGUACCAACAAACAGACGCAAGCAUGCAGGCAAACAGACGAACACACGCGCGCGCACACACACACACACACACACACACACUGACACGUAAUCAUGCGCACUUGCUGGCCCGUUCUGCUGCGGAGAAGAGAGAUGCUAUCUAACAGUGCCUUCCAGCAUUCCACUAGUGAUUAUCUAUUCAGUUUCACAGGCAGAUUUGAAUUAGUCAUGUAUUUUCCCUUCAGUGCAUCUCUCACUCUCUUCCUUUCUCUCACUGGGAAUUCCUCGUUCCCUUGUGCACGAGAUCCACUCGGACAGAAACUUAGAGGUCAGGCCUUUUCCAUAUGAGUAGAUACUGUGCCGUCUGACUGAAACACUUUUAACACCUUAUUAUAUUCUAUCACAUAGCAGCAACCUUAUUGCACAAGACGAGUGUCAGACGUUUUAGGAACUACAUAGAAUUCCUUGGUUGUUAUUUAACACGCUGAGAGAUUUCAUUUGAAUAUAUCGUAGGAAAUGAUUUUAACUAGUCAAGUUAGGUUUCACACUCAAAGUAUAUUAUUAACAGUGAGUUAUGCGUCAAAAGAAGAAUCAUCUAUUUUACCUUUAUCAGCUACACACUGUAAAUACUGUAAAAAGAACAGAUCAUAUAUUUGGAUAUCGGUAUUUUGCGUUGGAGACGAAUGUUGUUCCAGUUCUAGCGUGCGGUAGACCUCAGUACCAGGUAAAUGCAUGCUUGUGGCAUCCAAUAUUUUGCAUGAGACUUAAGGCAACUCUUAACAGAUUGUUUAGUUUCAUUUAACUUCCAGCUGAAUUUACUUUUCCUCACUCAUUCGUGAAACCCACGCCAUCUCACUAAAGGGAGUUCUUUUCUCUGUCCACCUGUCUCCUGCUCACUGCACGUUACAGGUUGUAGCUUCUGUUUUUUUGUUUUUUUUAUUUAUUGUCACGUUGAGGGGGGCAUCUUUCCCUCACGCUGAACCUGUUGAUAAAGUGGAAUAAAAGGCACUGAUGUUCUCGUUGCCCAGAUAAAAUGGGUACUGUAAACUGUUAUUUUAAGCCUUUCUUUUAUUUGACUACAACCUACAUUGUCAUGCUUCUGACUGCUGGUUACUAUUAAUAUUAUUUAUAUUAUUAUUAUUAUUAUUAUUUUGGAAUGCCAAUAUCUGCGGAGCCAAAACGGGUAAAAUCAUUUUUCUAUGACAACAGUGAACCAAAUAGGAGUUAGCUCUGAUCAUGGCUGUUUGUGUAUAGAUUUGUAGUCAAGCAGAAGAGCUGAAUAAAUUCGAAACCUCUCGGGGUGAGCUAAAAAUAACCAUAAUCCUGAAGACACACACUCACACACAGUGUUUCAUUGCAAUUCAGAUCAUGCUCUUGUUUCUACUUAAGAAAUGAUUCUUUGAAGUACAAUGACUUGACGUUACAAAUUAGUUCCUCGCUUGUAUUUAUUGACAGCAGUGUUAAACAGCACCACUUUUGGCCUCACUGUUUCAAUGAUGUACAUAUUGGUUUUAUUUUAUUUUUUAUUCGUCUUAUAUAAUUAUCAACCCGACCUUGUGCUGAGAGCUGAGAGGACAGCCUUCUGUGCUUUUUUAUUUUUUUUUUUCUUUACGGUCGUAUAUCCAAGGCAGCCAAGUUAGCAGGCUGUCACCUGAAGGCAUCCGAGUUCGCUCACAUUUAUGUAAUUCCUUUUAGUCCGGGGUGUACUUGAGCCGCUCACAUUUAGUGUCGCAGCAUCUUCCGUAGGAACUCCUCACAGUUGGUUUUGCAGUCCUGUGUUGCUUCACAAUAGCCAGGGUCUUCAACGAGCCAUAUCUUGAUGUGGUGUUCAAUGACAACAAGGUUAACAGAAGACUGACAUCCCAACAUUUGGAAACUACUCAUUGUAUAUUACCAUCUAGUUUGAGGUCUAGAUUUUCUUUUUUUUUUUUCCUGUCACAGAAGAAUUUACUCACAGUAUCUGCAUCCUUUAUCAUCAUAUGCAAACUUUUGUCUUUUUCUUUCUCGCCGGCCUUUGAGUUUGAUUAUUUGUUGUAGAAAUGGAAAAAAAAUCCUUAAAAAUAAUGCCUAUUCAAUCCAGAAACUGUGAAUGGGAGAGUGGAGAUGUCAACUGUAUGUACAUUAUAUGUUUUGAUGUAAUCAGAAGCACUGGGAAUAUGUUGUACUUCGCUGUAAAAAAUAAAUCCAUAUCUGAUAUAGCUGUACUUUUGUUGAAAAUAAAACCUCUACAGAA